UUGAUGGGAUUAACACACACACUGUCAGUCAUGUUGGACUUAGGAUCCAAGGAUCAAGGACUAGGAUCUUGUGGUGUAACGUCAGUCUUCAUGCUCAUUCACCCACUGGAUCUGUACAGAGAAAAGCAUGACCUCAGUCUGUUUCCAGCUGCAACUGGGUUUUUUUGUGGACUGUUAGCACUGCCUGCUGGCUGCUGCAGGAAUCACCAAUGGAUAGAACCGUUCAAUGUUUCAAAUCCUGCAUGUUUUGGGGAUUUGUCUACUUUUUAAAUACAUUGUUGGGAUUCAUCUGCAAGUAAACGACAAAAAAACAAACAUGUCCUGAAAAGAAGUUGAUGUUUACAGGACCAAAAUAUUUGAAGCUCUACUCCUAAUGGAAUAAAAACAAAAAACAACUACGACUUUAAAGACUGAAAAAAGACAUUUACAUUUAUCACAUUUGGUUUACUCCUCCCACAAUGCAUUGUCCUUUGAGGAAGAAACGCCCGAAGAGAGAUUCUGAUUUCUCAGCUAUCGUGGUUCCCUCCAUGUACGGCUCUGGUUAUCUGGACUACACCGUGGAGACUCACGCUUCCAAGUCCAUGAAGGUCAUGGAUGAGUUCAGGCAACACGAGAUGUUGUGUGACCUGGUUCUUCACGUCACCUACAAGGAGAAGACAGUGGACUUUAAGGUUCACAGGGUGGUCCUGGCCUCCUGCAGCCCCUACUUCAGGGCCAUGUUCACCAGCAGCUUCAGAGAACGUCACGCCACAGAGAUCACCUUACCUGACGUUUCCCCUCAGGUGGUGGGAAUGCUCAUCGACUUCGCCUACACCUCCCACAUCACGGUGGGAGAGGAAUGUGUGCUUCACGUUCUCCUGGGUGCUAUGAGAUAUCAGAUGGAGGACGUAGCCAAGGCCUGCUGUGAUUUCCUCAACAAACAUCUGGAACCUGCUAACGUCAUCGGCAUCGCCCGAUUCGCAGAGGAGCUCGGCUGCACAGAGCUGCACCAGAAAUGCAAAGAGUAUAUCAACACACACUUCAGUGAGGUGACCAAAGUGGAAGAAUUCUUCAGUCUGAGUCACUGCCAGCUGCUGGAGCUCAUCAGUCAGGACAGUCUGAAGGUGCUCUGUGAGUCUGAGGUGUAUAAGGCCUGCACAGACUGGGUGGGCUGGGAUAUGGAGGGCAGAGCCCAAUAUCUACACGCUCUCCUGAACGCAGUUCACAUCUACGCUCUGCCUCCAAAGUUCCUAAAGAACCAGCUGCAGUCCUGCCCCAUCCUCAGUAAGGCCAACUCCUGUAAGGAUUUCCUUUCUAAAAUCUUCCAGGAUAUGACACUUAGAAAACUGCCGCCUGCUCCAAACCGUGGGACUCAUCUGAUCUAUGUCGCUGGGGGAUACAGACAACAGUCUUUGGCGUCCAUGGAGGCCUUUGAUCCCAGGAGGAACGUGUGGCUGAGGCUGGCUGACAUGACCACACCCUGCAGUGGCCUGGGAGCCUGUGCUCUGUUUGGACUGCUCUACACCGUCGGCGGCAGAUACUUAUCACUUCAGAACAACACGGAGUCUAGUGCCCUCUGCUGCUACAACCCCAUGACCAACCAGUGGAGCCAGCGGGCGUCGAUGCACAUGGCCAGAAACAGAGUGGGCGUGGCCGUAGUGGACGGCUGCAUCUACGCCGUGGGAGGAUCCCUGGGUUCCACGCAUCACAACACGGUGGAGAGGUGGGAUCCUGAGACAAAUCGCUGGUCCUUCAUUUGUCCCAUGUCCGUGGCUCGUCUUGGGGCAGGCGUGGCCGCCUGUGGGGGGACUCUGUAUGUGGCUGGGGGGUACGACGGGCAAAGUCGCUGGGACACUGCUGAAAAAUACCUGCCCGAGACCAACACCUGGCAGCAGCUGGCGCCAAUGAGUACCAUGCGCAGUGGACUGGGUCUAGUCUGUGUGAAUGGUUACCUGUAUGCCAUAGGAGGCUAUGAUGGGACCACCCAGCUCUCCUCUAUGGAACGUUACAAUAUUGCCAGGAAUGUUUGGGAACCCAGAGCCUCCAUGCAUUUUGGCCGGAGUGCACACGGAGCGACCGUCUAUCAGAGCUGCAUCUUCGUCCUCGGUGGCUUCAACCAGAGUGGUUACCUGGCCAGUAUCGAGUGUUACUGUCUGGAGGGUAACGUAUGGAACAGGGUCACGGACAUGCCUGUAGGACGCAGUGGGAUGGGUAUCGCUGUAACCAUGGAGCCCUGUCCUGGAAGUCUGCCAGAGCCAGAGGAGGACGAGGACACGGCCAUGUAAACACACAAGAGACAAAACCUGGGACUGUGUCUUUCACACUGGUGCAUCUUCCAGACACAGAGCCAAAUAACUGUAACAGAUAAAAAGCUAUUCUUCAACUCAAAUACCUCUUUUGUCACCGCCCUGCUGGAUCUUCCUGGUACUGUGGGGUUUGAAUGAAAACAUUUAAAGAGUAUUUAUCUCAUUUGAAGCUCCAUGUGCAAGUCAUAACACAAUAAUUAUUGUAGGUGCUGCACGCGUCACCCUUAAUAAUAGAAUUAUUUAUUUUCACAUUGCUCUUUUUGUGUUUUUAAUCUCACAAACCAGGCUUUCACAGUGUGUAAAUGUGUCUUGUGUGACAUCAUGUUGUGCCUUUAAUCACAGCUGCCAUUUUUAAUUAUUAGUAUAUUUUCUUUAACUACAUUUUGUUCUAUAUUUCACAUACAUAAACAUAAUCAGACCAUUAAAUCAUUGAGCACAUUCUGGCUAAA
Molecule: messenger RNA, 2734 nt
Organism: Cynoglossus semilaevis (tongue sole)
Lineage: Eukaryota; Metazoa; Chordata; Actinopteri; Pleuronectiformes; Cynoglossidae
Gene: keap1a
Product: kelch-like ECH-associated protein 1a
Exons: 11
Coding region: 459-2264 (601 amino acids)
Molecular function (GO): protein binding
Source: RefSeq, a predicted model, not a curated record